AUGGGCACCCUCUCCCCGUCUCGCUCCUGCAUCAAGAUCGCCCCGAGGCCCGAGGCCGACGCGUCAGUUGCCAGGAUGAAGGGCCUCUCAAAGUCGGGGUUCCAGAGCUUCGUGGUGUCUGACAGGGCGGUGCGUAAGUCUUGGAAGGCGGCCGUCCGCUCUGGUGUCCAGCUGAGGCAUGAGAAAGGGCAAGAGAAAACACUGGUGGAAUGGUCUCCCGGGCUGGAAGAAAGACUCUGGUUUUCCUCUCAGAAACAUUCAGCUCUACAAGAGGCUAUAGAGAAUUGCCAAGAGUUUCUGAAUCAAGCACUAAACAAAGUUGAUGUAACUUUGGAUCCAGACACGGCAAAUCCCUUCCUCAUUCUGUCUGAGGAUCUGAAGAGUGUGCGGAGGGGGAGCAAAUGUCAGCAUCUGCCUGAGACCCCUCAGAGAUUUGAUGUCAUGAUGUGUGUGCUGGGCCAGGAGAGGUUCACUUCAGGAAGACAUUGGUGGUUGGUGGAAGUGGAAGAGAAUUUAGGACGGUGGGCUAUUGGAGUUGCGCAGGAGACUGUCCAGAAGAAAGGUCUUGUCCACAUAAGCCCUGAUCAGGGGCUAUGGGCUGUGGCUUCAUUCUCUGGAGAGAGGAUCUGCCCCUUUUUCCGUGUAUGGAAAGGGGCCAAACUAAAGUGCUGAAUGUGAA
Messenger RNA from Eublepharis macularius, 679 nucleotides. RefSeq names its product E3 ubiquitin-protein ligase TRIM7-like. The transcript is spliced from 5 exons. The record is from RefSeq and is a predicted model, not a curated record. The coding region runs from base 1 to 672 and encodes 223 amino acids. Lineage: Eukaryota; Metazoa; Chordata; Lepidosauria; Squamata; Eublepharidae.